AUGUGUCGCCAGAUACUGACAACCACCGCCCUGCUGGCAGUAUUUCUGUCUGGAUGUCUCGCCGCCCCGGCAGAGCAAUCCCCCGUUCAAGAACACAUUUUCAAAAAGCCCAUCGCGGAGUUCCCAGCCGUCGGACUAGGCCUGUGGAACGCUAAAGAAAAAGACGCCAGCAACGCCGUGCAAUAUGGCUUCAAGGCCGGCUACGCCCACUUCGACUCGGCCGCCGCCUACAGCAACGAAGCAUACGUCGGCAGCGCGCUCAACUCCAGCGCCUCCCCACCACGACACAAAUACUGGGUCACCAGCAAACUAUGGAAUGACCAUCAUCAGCCGAAGCUCGUACGGCCGGCACUCGAAAAGACGCUCAAGGAUCUCCAAAUCCCGUAUCUCGACUUGUACCUGAUGCACUGGCCUGUGGCCUUCCUGCCGGACCAAGAGGACGGUCGCACGGUGAUUGACCAAGACACUACUAUCCACGACACAUGGUCCGCCAUGGAAGACCUCGUGCGGGCCAAUCUAACGCGCUACAUCGGGGUUAGCAAUUUCUCGCCCCGCCAACUUGACGAUCUGCUGGCCAAGGCUGAGAUUAGACCGUUCGCGCACGAGUUCGAGACACAUCCAUAUCUCCAACAGCUGGAGUUUGCGGAUUGGCAUUUGCGAAACAAUAUCACGGUCAUUGCAUACUCGCCGCUCGCGAACAUGAAUCCUACGUACGACAACAAAUACCCUGACCUGCCGCCAAUCUUGAAGGACCCAUUCUGGACGGAUCUCGCGAGCAAGAAGAAUGUGACACCUGCGCAGGCGAUCCUCGCGUGGGGACGGCAACGGGGCACAAUAGUCAUCCCGAAAAGCGUCCAUGAAGGCAGGAUCGUAGAGAAUCUGGGCAGUUUGAACGUGAGUUUUACCGAGAAGGAAAUGAGGUUGAUCGCGGAACAAGACAAGAGAACGAGAUUCAAUAAUCCGAGCAAGGGCUGGGGUGUUGAGUUGUUUGAGGGUUUGGAUGAUGGGACGAACCGUUUUAUGGCGCAGCAGGAGCUCUAG
Cladophialophora yegresii CBS 114405 is the source of this 1041-nucleotide messenger RNA. RefSeq lists its product as uncharacterized. The record is from RefSeq and is a predicted model, not a curated record. Gene Ontology annotation, molecular function: aldose reductase (NADPH) activity. The transcript has a single exon. Gene Ontology annotation, cellular component: cytosol. Lineage: Eukaryota; Fungi; Ascomycota; Eurotiomycetes; Chaetothyriales; Herpotrichiellaceae. The coding region runs from base 1 to 1041 and encodes 346 amino acids.